AUGAACUCCUCUACCUCUUCAACAGCUUUCUCUAACAAACCAACAAGCUUAAAAACAAGUUUCUCUGAAAAGCUCAUAUUAAUUAAUGUGCUACUAGUUGGCUGUAAGGGUAAUGGCAAGAGCCACACAGGCAACACCAUCCUGGGCCAGGAGGCCUUCAGAGUCACCAGGAAAGGAGGAACAGAAAAGUCCAGUCUGUACAGCAGCAGACAUGAGGUUGAUGGAGUCAGUAGGAAGGUGACAGUAGUCGACACCCCUGGAGUCUCCCAGGAGAUGACAGAGUCUGAGUUUGAGGAGCUGGUUCGAGCUGUGAAGAUGGUUCCUGAGGGUUUUGAUGCCAUCUGUCUGGUCUGGGACUAUGACAGCUCUGAGAGGAAUGAAGAAAAAGAGGUCCAAGUGUUCCAGUCCCUCCACAGGCUGUUUGGUGAUGGACUGUACAAGCAUCUUGUCAUCCUGGUCACACAUGCUCAGCAGGAAAACAUCCCAGAGUUCAUUGAACACCUGCCAACUGCUAUGAGAGAAAUUGCAAAAAAAUGCCAUGACAGAGCAAUUGCAUUUGAAAAUAGAAAUAAAAUGGCCAACCAUGAAGCAUUAAGAGCACUUAUUGAACACUUCAAAAUGUCCAUUAGGGGUGGAAAGUACACCACCUCAGAUCUUUCUCCCCUCUGCCAAAUCCCAAAAGGCGAGGAACUUGGUAUUGUACUGGUAGGGAAAACUGGUGUGGGGAAAAGUCACACAGGGAACAGUAUUACUGGUACAAAGCAUUUUGGAAUAUCUGAUAAAGCUAAGUCAGAAACCCAAAAAUGUGAGCAACACAUUAGGGAAAAGGACAGGCAAAUUACUGUCCUGGAUACUCCAGGAGUGUUUGACACUGGUAAUGUAAUGGACAUCUGUGAAGAACUCUGCCGUAUUGUAACAUUCUUCCCAGAUGGUCUUCAUGCAGUUGUUCUUGUCCUCAGAAGAGGAAGGUUCACCCGGGAGGAGGCUGAAGUGCUUAGAAUAUUUCAACUUAUGUUUGGGGAAAGCUUUCAUGAACAUUCUAUACUUCUUAUUACUGCAAAGGAUGAACUUACAAGCAGCGAAAAGGAAUAUCUUGGAACUGCUCCUGAAGACCUUAAAAAUAUAAUUGAAAAAUGUCACAACAACUGUGUCUUCUUCAACAAUGUCUCCAAUGAUGAGACCAUACUAAGAAUGCAACUUGUUGAACUGAUCAGGUUAGUUGAUGAUAUUGUGAACAAAGAGGGAGUAUACACUGAUGAAUUGUUUGAAGAAGGAAAGAAAGAAAUGAAUAAAGUCAUACAAGAACUUACCACUGACAAGGCUACAGAAUGUAGUUGGAAAGAUGUUACUAAGGCAAUGAAAAUGAAGGCAAGAGAUACAGUUACGAGUAGAAACUACAAUAACACAGGUCUGUUCCAAAGAAUUCAAGCAAAGCUCCAAUCAGUCUGGGACAGAAUCAAAUCUUGGAGUUGGACCCUCUGGUAACAGCUUCAAAGUAGGAUGUGUACUAACAGUUAACAGUUGUAAAGGCUCGAAAUACAACAGCUGGGUGCCUGUGCACCUUACUUAAGUGCACACAAAUUUGGGGCUGCGCACCCAAUUGUUUUCUGUGGGUACGCCAGUGCACCUUAGUAUUUUUUGUAGGUUUACAGUAAGUAGUAUACAGCAUAUUGUUAACACCUAAA
This is a messenger RNA of Branchiostoma belcheri (Belcher's lancelet), 1685 nucleotides long. Its product is annotated as GTPase IMAP family member 7-like. Bases 1 to 1485 code for a protein of 494 amino acids. The transcript has a single exon. NCBI's taxonomy places the organism in Eukaryota, Metazoa, Chordata, Leptocardii, Amphioxiformes, Branchiostomatidae. The record is from RefSeq and is a predicted model, not a curated record. Gene Ontology annotation, molecular function: GTP binding.